CUUUGGGUGUCAGCCGCUUUGUAAUUUUUUAUUGUGAUAAAUAUAGAAUUAAUCAGUGAUAUCGUCGUGUAAGUGAAUAGAACAUGGUUUAAUUAACAAGUGAUGAGUUUACUAUCGUGGUGUUUCGCGUAUUGUGUGUAAAAGACAGCUUCUUCCGCCAUGACAAUGGUUCACUUGGCCAGGAAGUGCUCCGUAACAUUUGCGCUUUAUUUUGGCUGUAUUGCAUUAUGUUAUCCGGUUUUGGGUCAAGAUGCACCAGAGAUCUUCGACAUAUCAUCGCGUGGUGCACUCGGCAACCAGUCGAACGUCAGCUGCAGCAUGUCACCGAACGAGGCUGAAGUGGACUGGCUGUUCAACGGGGAACCUGUCGUUUUUGGCGAAAGAAUAAAACAAUACAUUGAAGAGAGGCUUUUACACAAAAAGGAUUUAGAUGGCAAUCAAAAGAAGUAUAAAUUAGUUAACAUUACAAUCGCAAAUACGACAGCAGACGACGACGGGAACUUCACAUGUAUUGCCAAACUAGGGGAGAAGAGGUCGGAUAAAGUGGUCGUAUUAGAUCUUAGCUUUCCCGGCAAAUUGGUAAGGAAUACCCCUGGGCCCAUCAAACAGAAUGUCUCCGACCAGGCUAACGUCACCAUGGAAUGCGUUUUCGAAGUUUUUAAACCUGGCGAAGUGAAGUGGUGGAAACGAGGUAAAGAUGACGAGAUAACAGAGCUCACAACAAAACCCCCGAGUAAAAUUGGUCUCAAACAAAUACAGAGUAACUACGACCUCCAUAUACGGAGUCCUGAAGAUAAUGGCACAUAUGUCUGCCAAAUAUUUGAUACUGUCACCUCUACUAACAUUUCGGGAAACGUAGACAUUAUAGUGUACGCCCCACCACAAGUUCUCGUCGAUACUGUUAUACCGAUCAGCGCGUCUCAACUGUUCCUUAAUUGGACAGUUCGAUCUUACAACUCGCCAAUCAAAACCUACAAUCUUAUGUACCGGAAACUGCCGUCCACAGACUUCAGUCUGUACACAAGAGAAAAGAUCGGAGUUAAGAACAUUUCCUUCGUAAUGGAAGGUCUGGAAAAGUCUACGAAGUACCAGCUCAAGUUAGAAGUGACCACGAUGCACGGGCAGAGCAAACCGCAUAUAUACGAGUCGACCGUGCGGACCCUGGAUAAAGAUCCUAUUUUUGUGCCAAAUAUUGCUAUUAAUGGUUUCUCCGCAACAUCAGUGACGAUAGGCUGGGCUCCUCCACCGGAAGAUAUUGCAGAAUUGAUACAUUAUUACCUUCUAGAGGCGAGGAAAAUGGAUGAAGUGGCACCAAGAAGAGCUUACCACUCCAGGGAUAGUCGGAAUUUACCCUAUAUGUUUGAUAAUCUGGAACCCCACAGCACUUAUGUAUUUCGGGUGUGCGCAUGCUCCGACUUCACCAAGCGCUGCGGGAACUGGUCCAGCGAGAUGCAAGCUGCGACCCUGGACGGUAUCCCGGGAAGGCCGGCCAACGUCAGCGUGCACUGCGCAAGCAGUUGGAUAAACCUCACCUGGCAGCCGCCCAUCAAGCCAAACGCGGAGAUCAAGGGAUACACGAUGGAAUUAACUGGUAACGCAACGUACAGGGACAGAUAUGGUACAAUCAAGGAAGCUAUGUGGGGACCGCUCACCAAGUUCAAAACAAAUGAUUCUAGGAGUGUCAGAUUCGAAGACCUGCAACCGAACACGAACUACACGGUGCGUCUCAGCGCAAUGACUCGAACCCGGCGCCGCGGAGAGGAAGAAACUAGGUACUGCUCCACUGAACCGGCGCCGCCGGAUUCCCCGCCACGACCACGGUGGAGGAAGAUAUUGGAAAAUGAUAGAUACAUGUUCACUAUGUAUCUGCCGAGGAUUUCAGAACGGAAUGGACCUAUCUGCUGUUACAGAGUGUACUUGGUGAGGCUAUUGCCCCAUUCGGAUUGGACAAACUUGCCCCCAGCUCGAGAUAUUAGCGUGUUACAGUAUGAAGAGGCACAUGCAGUCCAACCUACACUAGGGGCAUAUAUUACUGAUGUGUUUUCCAACGACAGAUUCCCCUCCGACUCCGAAGUGAUACUCGGCGACGGCAAAUCGAUCUACGACAAAGAGGACCCGGCCCUAACGCGGCCAUCUUGCAAGCGGUGUCUGCGCAAACCGCGCAAGCCGUUAGACGCGCCCGUGGUCCCCCCCCGUGCGCCCACGACCGCGCCCACGACCACGUCCGCGCCCACGACCAGGGAUGAAUUAUUUGAUGAUGAAGUGGAUACGACCGCGGAUCCCGAUGAGGAGAGGCGCGAGAGGAGGUCCUAUGUGGAGGUUGAUAGAGAUUACAUGAAGAACCCGAUGAUGAUGGACAAGCUCGUGGAUGAGGAGCAGGAUUGGGAGGAAGUCAUAGUUAAAGAUGGCCAUUUGGACCCAGCAGCAAAUUACACGUUAUUUGUGGAAUUGAUACCUGGCAGUGAACAAGACGAGCCGAUUUACAGCGAAUACGUGAAUGUACUUAUGCCGGCCGCAACCCCGCGACCCUCCACGCACAAUACGUCACUCGAAAUCGCGUUACUGGCAACGUGCGCAGUGGCCGGGUUAGUAGUGGCCGUGAUGGUGGGCGUGUGCGUUGCGCAGGCGCGGUCAUCGCGUAAGCUGCCGCACGCACAUCUUGAGAUGAACCCGCUGCAGGCUGCGCUGAGAUACGUAGUGGGUCACAUAGGGCGGCAGCAGCUCGGUGGUGUGGCACCACCCGAUAUGCCGCCAAUACCAAUAGACCAACUACCAGCGGCAUAUGCUGAACGACAGGCCGACUCGGAUUACGGCUUCCAGAAGGAAUUUGAGUUGUUGCAGAUGCUGCCCGAGUGUUUCCCGGAUCGCACGACACACGCGUCUGAAGCCCGGGAAAACCAGGCUAAGAAUAGAUACCCGGAUAUCAAGGCGUAUGACCAGACCCGGGUCAAACUGAGCCCCAUAGAUGGAGUGCCGGGAAGCGAUUAUAUCAACGCUAAUUACGUUAUGGGGUAUAAGGAGCGCAAAAAGUUCAUCUGCGCACAAGGCCCCACUGACACAACCGUAAACGACUUCUGGCGCAUGAUCUGGGAGCACGGCCUGGAGCUGAUUGUGAUGCUGACCAACCUCGAGGAGUACAGCAAGGUGAAGUGCAGCAAGUACUGGCCGGAUGAGGUGCGGGGGACCAGGGCCUUUGGGGCGAUCACAGUUCACCAUGUUUCGGAGAAACGGUAUUCCGAUUACAUCGUGAGGGAGUUGAGAAUAUCGAAGCAACCAUUAAAUUCAGACGGACAGCCUAUUUCGGAAAACAAUGGAGUCGCUAAACGGAAUGGAGAUUGUGGUGGGGGUGAAGUGAGUGCACCCACAUCACCACAGACCAAGGGUGAGAGCCGACUGGUGAAGCAGUACCACUUCCUGAUGUGGAAGGACUUCGCCGCGCCUGAGCAUCCGCACUCGAUACUCAAGUUUAUCAAGCGCGUGAACGAGGCGUGGUCGUGUGGGGUGUGCCGCUCGGUGGUGGUGCACUGCUCGGCGGGCGUGGGGCGCACGGGCACGCUGGUGGCGCUGGACUGGCUGCUCGAGCAGCUGCGCGACGCGGCCGCCGUCGCCGUGUUCGCGUGCGUGGCCGAGCUGCGCGCGCAGCGCAACUUCCUCGUGCAGUCGCUGAAACAAUACGUGUUCGUGUACCGUGCACUAGUGGAGUACGCGCAUUACGGAGAUACAGAGAUACCGGCGUCCAAACUGAAGAGCACUAUCGACAGACUGCGCAGCACACCAGAGGGAAGUGAUAAGAGUUUAAUGGAGAUGGAGUUUGAGAAGCUGAUCUCCCCCCCACUAUCGGAAGCGGGCAAAUCGUGCGCAGCGGGGGGUGGUGACGAAGUGCGCGCGCGCAACCGUUCGCCGGACCGCCUGCCGUACGACCGCAACCGUGUCAUACUCGCACCGCUGCCCAACAGGGACUACUCGACUUACAUCAAUGCGUCCUUUAUUGAGGGAUACGACAACUCGGAAGGCUUCAUCAUCACGCAGGACCCUCUACCGAACACUAUCAUGGACUUCUGGCGAAUGGUUUCUGAACAUAACGUGUCUACCAUUGUUAUGCUUAGUGAGUUGGGCGAAGGCAAGUGCCCGCGCUACUGGGACGACGGCACCGUGCAGUACGAGCACAUCGCGGUCGAGUACGAGGAGAGCGAGUCGUGCCCGUACUACACGCGGCGGCACUUCACCGUCACCAACAGCAAGAGUGGCGAGUGGUGUUCCGUCCGACAGCUCCAAUACCACGGCUGGCCGACAGCCGCGGGCCACGUGCCCGAGGUGACGCGUGGGCUGUGUGAACUGGCCGAACUUGCGGCGCCCUGCCCGUCGCCCUCCGCGCCCCCGACGGCGCCCUCGCGCCCCGUGCUCGUGCACUGCCAGUUGGGAACAGAGCGUUCGGCGCUAUUUGUUGCUCUGUGCGUGCUCACGUGGCAACUGCGUCUUGAACGGCGCGUCGAUGUUAGUUGCGUCGCGCGGAAACUGCGCGCACAGCGAGCGCACACUAUCGACACCGUGCUGCAAUACGAAUUCCUCCACCGAGCCAUACUGAACUACGCGGAGUUACACAAUCUACUCGACGACAGCUAAACACCAUAAACUUCUAGAGGUUUAAUAAUAACACGUCCAUAACUUUACUGGCAAGUUUCUGUGUCACUCAACAAUUAUUCUGAAAAAUCACAAAAAUAUAUAAUCUAAAUUUAUUAAAUUCACACAAGAUAAUAACUUCAUUUUGACAUUGUUACACUUACACUAACACUUGAAAUGACACCUAAAUUAGUGUCAAAGUGUAUGAUUUCUCAUUAGUUACAUUUAUCGGUAGAAGCAAUGAAUAAUCACGAAAAAAGUGUUUAAAGUAAAUUGUGACACACAUAACAAGAUAAUUAAAUUUUGGUGUUGUUUAAAAAAGUGGUUUCAUGGAACUUUUAUAAAAAUGUGUGUUUAGGAACCAUAUAGGUCAUUCUAUUUUAGGGGUUUUAUAUAAUCAAGUAUAUAUAUUUUAUAUGGAUUUGAAAUAUGUGACACAGCAACUUCACAGUGAAUAUGGCGACUAGUGCGAAGUUCGUGCAAAAACAACUAGAAUAUUCUAUGGAACAAUUUGUACUGACUAUUUUAGACUCUCCACUCACUGACGAUAAAUUAUUUUGGUACACGUGUAUCUAAGGAAUAAACGUUAAAAAUAAAGUAUCACCCGUGUCAGAAAAGGAUAGACAUAUAAAACGACCGCCUGCUGUCUGGCUUGCACUUUCGAUUCCUAAACUUCGGGUAUAGUCAGUGGGUAUUUAAAAAUUAUUAAAUUAUUUAAUAUUUGUAUGCACCAAUAUAGCUGAGAUUUACGUACGUUUAGUACAAUCAACAAAAAAAAAUACUUAGGUGCUUUUUUAAUUCCAUUUUUUCGCAGUUUCCCGAAUGUAGCGUAGAUCUGACUUUUUGUUAUGUUUUUUUUAUGUUUAGUUUCGAUAUGACGGUAGGUAAGGCUUCGCCUGUUGACGCUUUGUGUUCGACUUAACGAGCAAAUUAUGAUUAUUUAUAUUGGUAUCAUGCCUGUGGUGUAGUGGCAAUUAUAAUUUGUAGUGAAAUUUAUAUAAAAAAAACUAGCAAACCGGGCGAACUUCGUUUCGCCACCAGAGACACCUUUUCUUUGCUAUAAACCUCACGGAGCCCGAGACUUUUCCAACGAAUGCAAAACCGUGGAAAUCGGUUCGCGCAUUCUGGAGUAAUAGCGUCAGGAAGGAAAAAACGACUUAUUUUUAAUUAGUAGUAGACACUAGACAGUCAAAUACGUAAAGAAUACGAAAUAACAUUAUGGAUAAAUUUUUAGUCAAAUGAUUGACUUACACCUUUUUUUUAAGUGGGGAAAUCUUCCAAAGAUACCCAUGGCCCCAGGGAAAGGUGCCGUGGAUAGCAUACUUUUACAAGUUUGAAUUUAUACAGUAUACCAUGAUAACUUAAUCAUUUAGAUAUUUAUAAAAUUAUAAUUUCCAUUUAUAAGCCCUAGUGUAAACUACCAAUCGUAACAAUGUCCAAAGAGAAGAAAAAAAAUAUUGUAUUUAUUUUUGGUAACGUAGCGGCCAUACAUAGCAUUUUUGUUUGUUUGUUUUCAAUCGAAAUCGUGUUAGGGUUUAUAAAACCUAAGGCCAAAAGUCUACCCCAAGCACAAAUGGCGCGUGCGUACUGCAAAACAUUUGUAAAUAGGCAACAAUCGAAAUAAUUUUAUAUCAAAUGUAUUCGUAAAAUAGUUGACGUGAAUCAAUACAUAAUAAGUGACUAUGAGAGCUAUUAAAAACAUAUUUGGAUGUAAUAUCAAUACAUUUUUGCAUUGUAAAUAACCAUGAAACAAUUACUAAAGUAUGCACGACGCCGGAAGUUUUCGAUGAAUUUUACAUUUUUAGUUUAGUCGUGGUUGAAUUUCGUGAACGCACACUGAAUUCAGUUGACUCAGUUUACUUGACGAAUAUCAAUCUAACAACGUAAGUACAUAUCUUGUAACAAAAUUAUUUGAUAUGUCAAUAAAUACAGCAAGUAUUUUUCUUUAUCACAAAACAUUAAUUUAUAAAAAAAAAAUUCAAUAAAAAUUAAAGUAUAAAAAAUGACGUGCCGAUUUUUGUAUGGGUACCUUUUAUGUUUUGUCCUUGUCGUGUGUACGUUGUUAGAGCGAGAUGGAACUAGUGUGAACUUAGUUAACUAACUUCAGUUUGCGUCAACGGAACCGCCAUUUUAUGACUGUUUAUUAUCUAGCUAGGUAUAGUUUUAAGGUUUUGUACGAAAUAAGCGUAACGUGCAACUGUGAUGUUAUACAUACGGACGGAAGUAUUCAAUUAUAUUAGUUUUUUAAUUAAUAAAUUUUGUUCGUAUUUUUUUGGAAAGGUGUAUAUUAUUUCUGAAUUUUCUUUUGAUAUUUCAGUUAUUGAUUAUAGAUAAAUAUGUUGUGUUCUGUCUUUUCUAUUCUUUUUUUUACUAUUGGAAAGAUACAGUUAAAAUAUUAGUAUGUAAUAUUCUUUUUCUGAUCCCGGUAUAAGUUCACGAUAAUUUUAAGACUAGGUACCUACUAUAAAAAUAAGAAAUUGGUGUCUGUUUUUUCUAGUAAGAGACAACUACACAGUUUAUCAUUUAAAAAUACAUGAUCCAUUUUAAAAGUUUUUUUUAUAAAAUAGCUUAUUAAAUCCACAAAUUAUAAUACCAGAAUAUCGUGUUUACGCAAAUUAAAAAAAAACUAUAUUCUAUAGUCUCGAUGUUAAAUACAGAUUAUACUAAAUGUCUAGAUAGAUUAAAUAUGUCACAGUUUUAAAAAUAGAUCGUAUCACAUGUAAUUUAGUCUAUACCCUUAAUAUCCCGUAAGUAUAUUAUAAUAAGAAUUUUCAUAAUUAGAAAUGUCAAAAAUCUUCUAUAGUAUGCAAACGGGAUACUUUAGUACUAAAAUCUACUAUUUUCUACCGCCUAAGGUCUACAAAUAUCACGGUAGUACAAGUAAAGGAACACAAAUAGAUAGUUUUAUAGGAAAUAUGACAUCGCAGUUGCACUCUAUAAUAAAUAAUAAUGUAUAGACGAUUAUCGUUAGGGAUAUUAUUAUAUACGUUUGAGAUUUUUAUAAAAUAUACAUGAUUUUUUGGUAUUUUUUUGUCAAAAAUCAAUAAAUAUCUACAUAGAGUUUAUGCAAAAAUAUUUUUUUUUUAAGAAAAUUAAGGAAAUAGUCUUUUAAAAGUAUUAGGUUACAUGUUAGGCAGAAAAUAAUAUAUUGUUAAAAAAUCAGUUGAAAAAUAAUUGUCUUAUUUCGACUUCAAACCGUAAAUAUAAUGUAGUUUCUUUAGUCUAUUUAAACAUUAUUAAUAUUUUGUAAAUAUCUCAAAAGUAACAGGCGUCCUCUUGGACACCGGCUUGCGUGUAUCUCUGUGGUAUUAGUAUCGAGGCUUUUUUUUCCUAUUUUUUGUGAUUUACCGCCAUUUUGUUGCGUCAUUAACGUGAAUCGAUGUUGAUUUGCGUAUAAGGGGGAUCUUAUGCAGUAUUACGUGUACUUUUAUACUAUUAAAUGUGUGUCAUAUUGGUAAGCCAAAAAUAUUGUCAGUCUUGUGUCAUAAGUUUAAUGUAAAAUGCGUAAUAGAAACGUCUAAAAAUAUGUUUCUUUUAAAACUCCAAAUAUCUAACUCAAGUUUAUGCUCAAAUCUUUUGACUAUACUUUAUUAAUAUAAACAAAAAGUUCGUAUGGCUAGUAAUUUUUUUUACUCAAUUCGGAUAUCGAAAAAAUAAACACGAUCGGUAUAUACCAUUGAUAUUUUAAUUAUAAAGAUCCCAGCGUUUAAAAUUUAAGGUUUGAAAAUGAUCUCUUAAAAUUGUGUUCACAUGACCACGGGAUGCAAGCGGGCCAAAAGUGCGACUGACAGUGUGUAUUAGCUUAUAUUUAAAGUACGCUGUAGGUAUGUUACGAGUUUUUUAUGAAAAAUUAGUGUGUAAGUUAGUUUUCAUACGAUACAGCGGGGUUGCGUGUAAUGGAAUGCGUUUUGGCCUAAAAAUUAACAAAAAAUCAAACAAAAUAAAUUUUACGAAAAAAUACUCAAUUGGCGAUGAAAAUCUAUCUUACCCACCUAAUAAUAUGUAAAUAUGUUUAGUAUACAUUGGAGCGUUCCAUUCGACGCAAUGUCGUUAUUUAGGAGUUCAAAUUAAUACACAGAACACAAUGCUUGUAUUGAAUGUAUGUUUCCGCGCUUUUCUUGUGCAGUAUCUAUGACAAUUAUAAAAAAAAUUGGUGUCUAUGACCUGUAUUAGAUUAAAAAAAACUAAGCGUUUCAGUGUCUAUGUUAAUUGUUCGAAUUCUAUUUUCAUCGCGGGAUUUGAAUUGUUGUCGAUGGUCGACUUUUUUCUAUUUAUAGUUGCCACAGAUAUUGUAGAAUCAAUGUAUUUCUAGUCUUUAAAUCUGCUGCCAAUUUUGACUUAAGUUGUAACACGAACGGAUCAACUGCCAGUUUUUUGUAUUCUUUUUUUUAAAUAUAAAAACGAUUAUAUAAGAUAAAAUAAACCGUUUCUGAGAUAAAUAACAUUAAAAAGGAACAAUAAAAAUCUACAUAUUUGUAUACAUGUGUUUUUGGGUAAAAUUUAAAGAGAAUUUUGAGAAGAGGCAUUUCAAAUAUUAUGUUCAUAUUAAUCUUUUUUAGUAUGUUAUUAUACAAAUCCAACAAUUUCCACAAAUGUACGGAAUGGUAUCAACUUUUACGCGUGUUUAAAACUAUAUCUUACUAUCUAUAUUCUUAAAUAACACAUCUAUGCUUGUAUUCUUUAGUUUAUAAACUAAUGUUUUUGACAAAAAGUGCUCGCUAUUGUAAAUAUAUAAUAGGUAGUACCGCGCACACGGCUCGACUUGUAGAUUUUAUAUAAUUGUAUUCAACGCAGCUCUAAUGAAAUAUUUAAUAUUAAGUUAUGUUUUUAUUUUUGUAAAUAGAUAUGCAGGUCAUGUAAUAUGAUAUUUUUGA
Messenger RNA from Colias croceus (clouded yellow), 9494 nucleotides. RefSeq names its product tyrosine-protein phosphatase 69D (gene Ptp69D). The coding region runs from base 160 to 4623 and encodes 1487 amino acids. Gene Ontology annotation, biological process: protein dephosphorylation. The transcript is spliced from 26 exons. The record is from RefSeq and is a predicted model, not a curated record. Lineage: Eukaryota; Metazoa; Arthropoda; Insecta; Lepidoptera; Pieridae. Gene Ontology annotation, molecular function: protein binding; protein tyrosine phosphatase activity.